Molecule: messenger RNA, 332 nt
Organism: Staurois parvus
Lineage: Eukaryota; Metazoa; Chordata; Amphibia; Anura; Ranidae
Source: the annotation of a GenBank genome assembly
UGAUUUUGCAUUUCAGGGGAGGAGAACUGUUUGUUUAUUAACAGUUCUCCGUCAGCUUGGGCACACUGCUUUGGAUGGCUGUGCACAGCACAACCAUCCAAAGCAGUGUGCUUACAGUGAAGCACACCGACAUGGCCCCCUAUGUAAAACACUCCCAGCACACAGUUUACCCUUUGAUCACCCUUCAUGUUAACCCCUUCCUGCCCAGUGCCAUUAGUACAGUGUCAGUGCUUUUAAUUAGCACUGAUUACUUUAUUGGUCUCACUGGGGGUGUCAGUGACACCAAGUCAGUUCCCCCCAGUGUCAGAAUGCCCCGCCGCAGUCCCACUAUA